GGUCUUGUUAGUCACACGAAUUUGUACAAAGAUCUUGCGCGUUGACCAGACACUGGGAGUGACUGUUCUUUAAGUAGACUUAGAAAAUUUAAUCAUUCAGUUACGCCAGUUUGUGCCAUUUCACCAUCGACACCUCCCCUUGAACGUACCACCCCCAAGGGCUCUCCUGUUCAAACAUGUCGUCUGUCAAAGUUGCCGUCCGAGUGCGACCUUUCAACAACAGAGAAAUCACGAACGAGAGCAGUAUCAUUAUUUCAAUGGAAGAAACGUCCACUUAUAUUACAAACCCAAAACAAAGUGGGAAAGAUGCGACAAAAUCUUUUAACUUUGACUACUCUUACUGGAGUUUUGAUACCUCUGAUGCACAUUUUGCAACUCAAACACAAGUGUAUGAAGAUAUUGGCGAAGAAAUGCUGCUCCAUGCCUUCGAGGGCUACAAUAUUUGCAUUUUUGCAUAUGGCCAAACAGGGUCUGGCAAGUCUUACACUAUGAUGGGAAAGCAGGAAGAAGGAGAAGAAGGAAUUAUUCCGCAAAUGUGUAAAGAUCUGUUUAAAAAAAUCAACGACGAUGACGAAGGUCUACAGUUUUCCGUAGAGGUCAGCUAUAUGGAAAUUUACUGCGAACGGGUCCGAGACUUGCUAAAUCCACAAAAUAAAGGCAACUUAAGAGUUAGAGAGCAUCCACUUCUAGGGCCUUAUGUUGAAGAUUUGAGUAAAUUGGCAGUAACGUCUUACAGAGAUAUUCAUCAAUUAAUGGACGAAGGAAACAAAGCUCGAACGGUAGCAGCCACAAAUAUGAAUGAAACCAGUUCUCGAUCACAUGCAGUAUUUACAAUAAUUUUAACUCAGAAACGAUUAGACUUGGUUACAAAUUUGACUGCUGAAAAGGUUGCAAAAAUUUCGCUAGUAGACUUGGCUGGAAGUGAGCGUGCAGAUUCCACAGGAGCGAAAGGAACACGCUUGAAAGAAGGGGCAAACAUUAACAAAAGUCUCACAACUUUAGGGAAAGUCAUUUCCGCUUUGGCAGAGAAUUCGUCGGCCAAAAAAAGUACGUCGUCGUCUGGCAAAAAGAAAGCAGAAUUCAUACCAUACCGAGAUUCCGUUUUAACAUGGUUGCUCCGAGAAAGCCUUGGUGGAAACUCAAAGACUGCAAUGAUUGCUGCCAUUAGCCCUGCUGACAUUAACUAUGAAGAGACGCUAAGUACACUAAGGUAUGCGGAUCGUGCGAAGCAAAUUGUUUGCAAGGCUGUGGUGAACGAGGACGCUAAUGCCAAACUGAUCCGAGAACUGAAAGACGAAAUUCGACGUUUGAAGGAGUUGUUGGAAAAGGAAGGAAUUUUUAUGGAGGGUGGAGGAGACAUGAUUCUGGGUGAUGGAGAAAUUGAAGCCUUUCAAGGAACGAGCAGUGAAACCAACUCUAAUUCCACACCGGAAAGAACAAACUCGGUGAAAGCACUUCGAGGACGACGAGGAAUGAAUAGCACGAGCAGUAUUGCAGAAGAGGCAGUUGACCAACUGCAUGCCAAUGAAAAAUUGAUUGCAGAGUUAAACGAAACGUGGGAGGACAAGCUCAAACGAACAGAGCAAAUUCGUAUGCAAAGAGAAGCUGUGUUUGCAGAAAUGGGCGUUGCUGUUAAAGAAGAUGGCGGUACUGUUGGCGUCUUUAGUCCGAAAAAAACUCCUCACUUGGUAAACUUGAAUGAGGACCCGUUCAUGUCGGAAUGCUUGCUGUAUUACAUUAAAGAGGGCAUCACCAAAGUAGGAUCUGCUGGGUCGGACAUUCCUCAAGAUAUUCAGCUUUAUGGGGCACACAUACAAGACGAGCAUUGCAACUUCCAGAAUUUAAAUGACGUCGUCACACUGAUUCCACUUCCCGGAGCCGAGUGUUACGUCAAUGGUCGACAGUUGGACUCCCCAUUAGAACUUACUUCCGGUUCAAGAGUCAUUCUUGGCAAGAAUCACGUUUUCAGAUUUAAUAAUCCCAGUCAAAUUGCAAAGAAAAUGAUGGAAGAUCCUGAAGAAGUUCAUCCAGAUUCGGAAAAUGUUGUCAGUGACUGGAACUUUGCGCAAAUAGAGCUACUUGAGAAACAAGGUAUCGAUUUGAAGUUGGAGAUGGAAAAGCGGUUGGUGGCCUUGGAAGAACAAUUUAGAAAAGAAAAACUGGAGGCUGACACUGCUUUCGAGCAACAAAGAAAAGACUACGAGGCUCGCAUAGAUGCACUACAAAAGCAAGUUGAAGAGCAAUCCAUGACCAUGAGCAUGUACAGCAGCAUGUCGGCUGCCACAAAUAUGGAGGAUUCUCACAUUAUGCUUUCCAGCUCCUAUUUGAGCCACGUUGACGAGGGGGAUGAUGCCAUUGCAGAAAAUGAUUGUGAAGAACUUGUUCAAUGGUCAGAAAAGGAAUACAACAUGGCAAUAAAAGCAUUCCGCAAAUGGCGAUCUCAUAGGUUCACCUCAAUACGCGAUGAUUUGUGGGGAAAUGCUAUUUUCUUAAAGGAAGCCAAUUCAAUAUCUGUUGAGCUAAAGAAAAAGGUUCAAUUCCAGUUUACAUUAUUAACCGAAACUUUGUACUCUCCCCUUCCUCCUGAGCUGACUAUAAUGAACGAGAGCAAGAACAGUUUAUUCGACGAAGAUGAUGAGCAUUUUGAAAAAAAUAACAAGACAACGGUGGCUGUUGAAGUCCAGGAUAUGAAAAACGGAGCAAUGCAUUAUUGGAGUUUGCAAAAAUUAAGACGACGAUUGGAGUUGAUGCGAGAAAUGUAUCAAAACCUAGCUGACGAUAUUUCACCAACCACUCCUGGGCAAACUCUUUCUAUAAAUGGGAAUCAAGCACAGCUUCAAGAUGGACCCAACGACCCAUUUUAUGAUCGUUUUCCAUGGUUCAGACUCAUUGGUCGGACUUAUGUGUACCUUUCUAACCUGCUUUACCCGGUUUCAUUAACUCAUGACCGAGUACCUGUCGUAAACGAACAUGGUGACGUGAAAGGGUUCGUGAAAUUAAUUGUCCAAUCGGCAAAACCUGAAGAGCCCGACAACUCCAUGGUCAGCACAGAAGGAAACUUUGUAGUACGUCAAAGUGCGAGAAUAAAUUUUGACGAUGAGUUCAACGAUGAAGUGCACAGGGAAAAUAUCGGUCCAGAUCAUCUACCACAUUUACAAAUUGGGAAGGAUUUUACGUUCCGUGUCGUGGUUGUUAGCGCUGUUGGCAUUGACCAGAACUUCUCGGAUGUUUUCAUUCAAUUCAAAUUUUUGAACAAGAAUAAUGAGACGUUUUCUACCGAACCUGUAAAAAAUCCAGGAAAAGGAGUUCCAAUUCAAAUAGCAUAUCAUCAAAAUAUUACGGUGGCUGUGACAGAACCUUUCCUCGACUACAUAAAAUCUCACCCUAUUCUUUUUGAAGUUUUUGGUCAUUAUCAGUUGCAUCCCCUGCAUAAAGACUCAAAACAAGAUGGAGUAUUAUCCACACCAUCUCGCCAUCCUCCAAGACGAUUACAACAACUUCCGCCUAUUCCUAUUUCCGCUCCCGUCAGAUCCAGCAAAUACCCAAUGUGUGCAGCCCUCACAAACAUUUCCACUGUGUUAUCUCCAUCAAACUCUAUAUCAUCUUCCCAUGUUGCUAAAAAAUUGGAAUUGCUGGUUUGGUUCGAGAUUUGUGAACUGGCUCCAAGCGGAGAAUAUGUUCCAUGCAUCGUUAAUCAUGGAGACACUAACCCUUGUCGAGGAGAAUUCAUUUUACAUCAAGGAAUUCAGCGUAGAAUUAGAGUAACGAUUGUUCACGAAACUGAUGAAGACGUUAAGUGGAGAGAUGUCCGCGAAGUCUUGGUUGGUCGAAUUCGAACAACUCCGGAAUCCAAUUACGGCGAUGAUGGCUUAGAAGAAGAGACUGACGACCACGUUUUAAGUUUAGGUUUAUUUCCUGGUGAAUAUCUCGAAUGCUUAGGAGAGGAUAGAUCAAUCUUUAGAUUUGAGGGUGCUUGGGACUCCAGUUUGCAUAACUCGCCUUUGCUAAACCGGUCCACAAACUCUGGUGAACAUGUAUUUUUGACAAUUUCUGCAUAUUUAGAGCUGGAGAACUGUGGGCAGCCGGCAAUAGUUACAAAGGAUUUGUGCAUUCAAAUUCAUGGGAGAUCAGGCCCGAGGUCAUUCAAACAAUUCUUCUCCAGUCACACUAGAAAUCCUCCAGAUGCGAAUCGCCUCACAGGACUCUAUGACCUAGUCCUUCGAAGAGCUACGGAUGCCAGUUGUGGGCGAAGCUGUCGUCGCUUUCGUCGCGUAUUGGAUACGAGCACAGCUUAUGUACGUGGAGAAGAGAAUUUGUGUGGUUGGAGACCCAGAGGAGAUUCUUUGAUAUUCGAUCACAAGUGGGAGCUUGAAAAGAUAAGACGGAUUGAAGAGGUGGAGAAAGUUCGCCAUGCACUCCUACUCAAGGACGCCCUCGUUCCUCCCAACAAAGAGGUCAACUCCUUCAGACGCAGCAUUUGUAGCAGCAAAGAAGAAAAGGAGGUUUGCAAUUUAGCAGCGAAAGAAGGGCGAACUCAUGUGGUGACAAUGAAGUCAGCCUCAGUUGAAGAGAAUCUCACUCAGGAUCAAAUCGACUUGCUUCUCAAGUUUGUGAAUCUUAUGCAAGACAAAAUGAUAAAGAAUUUCCAAGAUAGAGAUUUUGAUCGUAAUACAAUCAUGGAUGAAAAUAAUGAGGAUGGGAAUGUGGAAGGAAAAUCUCUUACGCCUUCACCUUCUGCAGAGAAUCUUAUUGCUUCCCACAUGGGUCAACGGGACACGACCCUAGAACGACCUCGCUCACUAAUUCUCACAGGAAACUUUAACAUAAACUCAUUAAUGCCACCUCAAUCCAAAACCACUCCAUCGUCUCCGACCAAAGAGUAUUUUCUCUUUAUUCCUGAGAUUGAAGAAAUAAGAAUCAGCCCCAUCAUUUCUCGCAAAGGUUACCUGCAUUUAUGUGAUGAUAAGCGAGGAGUGUGGAGAAAGCGGUGGAUUACAGUGAGACGACCACACGUAUUCCUGUUCCGUGAUGAAAAAGAUCCCGUUGAACGAAACGUGAUUAAUUUGGCGAAUUCUCAAGUUAUUUAUGACCCAGAUGCUGUAGGACCACAAGCAUCUAUUUUUACAAUCGUAACGAAGGAGAGGACUUAUACCCUUCAACCACCACAGGAUAAGGACGUCCUUGACUGGCUUUAUGCAAUUAGCCCAUUACUCGCUGGACAAAUUCGAUCACGGAUGGCUCUCCAGAAAGCGGCCGAGAAACAGCCUUCGCCUGUGACUGAUUGUAUCAAUUCAAUGUAAGCUACAUGGAACGACAUAACGAGAAAACGAGUUAUUAAUGCGCUACACAUUCCAUAAUAAUAAUAAUUAUUAUAUUUAUUCUCCUCAACUACUCUGGCUUAGCGCUAAUGAAGCUAAUCAUAAUCAGUACUUUUAAGACAGAAUUUACGAGUUGUGAAUUGCAUAUUUUAAUUGAGUUGUGAUGUUGUGAUGUUGACGAUGUUGUUAAAAAUAACUUUAAUUUUGCCACAUGCAAAAUAAAUAUUUACUUAUGCAAACUCCUUAUAAGCGAGCAA
This is a messenger RNA of Folsomia candida, 5575 nucleotides long. RefSeq names its product kinesin-like protein unc-104 (gene unc-104). The coding region runs from base 177 to 5300 and encodes 1707 amino acids. Gene Ontology annotation, molecular function: microtubule motor activity; microtubule binding; ATP binding. NCBI's taxonomy places the organism in Eukaryota, Metazoa, Arthropoda, Collembola, Entomobryomorpha, Isotomidae. The record is from RefSeq and is a predicted model, not a curated record. The transcript has 47 exons. Gene Ontology annotation, biological process: microtubule-based movement.